AAAUACAUAAUUUUAAUUCAACCCAAGUGUUUUCCAACCAGAUUGUAUUUGCUUAAAUUGCUACAGUAAUUCAAGCGACAGCACUGUCUGGACACAGAGUUACUGUGGAUCUUUAAGAGACUCAAAGAAUUUAGGAAUUUCUGAUUCAUUUAAAGGAUUUGCAAAUUCAUCAACCCCUGAAAACUAAAGCAAUUUCAACAGGACAAAAAAAGAACAUGAGCUUUUUAAGUACAGUAUCUGUCCUUUUCUUCUUCUUUGGAGUUAAGGUAUAUUGCCAAUAUGAAAUUUACCAGUGGGAUGAAGAGUACGACCCAGUGUCAAAUGAAGACUAUGAACCACAAUUCCAAUUUAAUCCAAAUGUAGAAUAUGGAAUUCCUUACCAGCAUAUGUUAGGCUGUGCCAGAGAAUGCUUCUGUCCAAUUAACUUUCCAUCAUCAAUGUACUGUGACAAUCGCAGACUGAAGACAAUCCCAAAUAUUCCAACACAUAUUCAGCAACUCUACCUUCAGUUCAAUGACAUUGAGGCUGUGACGGCAAGUGCAUUCACCAAUGCAACUAACCUCAGAGAAAUUAACCUCAGUCACAACAAAAUUAAAUCUCAAAAGAUCGACUAUGGUGUGUUUGCAAAGUUUUCAAAUCUACUACAACUUCACCUGGAGCAUAACGAUUUAGAAGAAUUUCCAUUUCCACUUCCUAAAUCUCUGGAAAGACUCCUUCUCGGUUACAAUGAAAUUUCCACACUGCAGACAAACGCCAUGGAUGAGCUAGUGAACCUGACCAUGCUUGAUCUCUGUUAUAAUCAUCUGCAGGAUUCCAUGUUAACGGAAAAACACUUCGCCAAAACGGAAAAACUGAUGCAGCUCAACCUCUGCAGUAACAGAUUGGAAUCAAUGCCUCCUGGAUUGCCUUCUUCACUUAUGUAUCUGUCUUUGGAAAAUAAUUCUAUUUCUUCUAUACCAGAGAAGUAUUUCAGCAGACUUUCAAAACUUCAUACCUUACGAAUGUCACACAACAAACUGCAGGACAUCCCCUACAAUAUUUUUAAUCUUUCCAACCUUGUAGAGCUCAAUGUUGGACACAACAAACUGAAGCAAGCAUUCUACAUCCCAAGAAAUUUGGAACACCUGUACCUAGAAAAUAAUGAAAUAGAAAAUGUCAAUGUGACAGUGAUGUGUCCCUUUGUGGACCCACUACAGCAGCACCACUUAACAUACCUUCGUGUGGACCAAAAUAAGCUAAAAGAGCCAAUUAGUUCAUAUAUCUUCUUCUGCUUCCCUCGCAUACAUAGUAUUUAUUACGGUGAACAAAGAAGCAUCGAUGGUCAAACAAUACAACUGAAGACCCAAGUAUUUGGGAGAUUUCAAGGUGAGGAGGAGGAGGAAGAGGAUCAUGAUGAUCAUGACAACCCUCAUGUGAGUCAAGAGUCAGAAGAACACUUGGCGCCUCAUUACUAUGAAAUUCAAGAAUGGCAAGGGAUUAUAUAGGUACACAUUUAUAACUUUAUAAAAUCUUAUUACUCAAUAUAAAUCUAAAUAUAUAUAGCUCAAAGUAAUAUAUUUAGAAUUAUGUAUUAGUAUUACAUUUAAGUUGCUGGUGGCAAUUACAUUAUUACAUAGGAUUAGAACUUCCUCAAAAUGAUACAAACGUUUAGAAAUAGAAAUUAGAAUGACGAGAACAAACACCCUAAAUUUUAAUGGCUCCUUUUUAAACCCACAAAUAUCAUCAUGCUGAAACAAAAAGGUGUCCCUGAAAAAAAAGUGUCACUUUUAGGGAGAGUAAUGUUUCUAAGGGUGAUGAAGGAAGUCGAACUGGCACCGAAGACCCUGAAGCCAUGUUCUUUCAAUUGCUAUGAGAAUAAUACACUGCAGGAGGGUACAUUAGUGCAAGAACAGCCACUCCUUAAGGAAAACUCUUUUAACCGUCUCCAUAAAGAUCUCACACUUGGAACUGUGAUUGUCUCACUAUGACAUCCACCCCACUGAGUCAGCCCUUAGAGCACAGAACGGUAGCUUUGACUUUUCAUGAGGCCACCACGCUAUGUAUCCAGGGCAGAGGAUUAAUGACAGCAAGGGUUCUCAGUGCUCUCUCUCAGGGCACCGAGGCAGAAAUGCUGAAUCUGGGUAACUAAAAAUUAUCAGACUAUUUUACUACAAUCUGUAUUUUAGCAAAGUUCAGCAAAUGCUCAAAACAAAUUUUUAUUGUGCUUCAUUUUAACUGGGACAAAUAUUUUUACAGUAUACUAGAGGAAGGCCUGUGUUUGGUUACAUAAAGCUUCGCUAAUAAAUAACUGCUUUGUUCACAAGGUUAAGUGAAUGUUAAGAAAAUAAAGUUCUUUAGACAUCA
Molecule: messenger RNA, 2343 nt
Organism: Cavia porcellus (domestic guinea pig)
Lineage: Eukaryota; Metazoa; Chordata; Mammalia; Rodentia; Caviidae
Gene: Omd
Product: osteomodulin
Exons: 3
Coding region: 216-1484 (422 amino acids)
Molecular function (GO): protein binding
Source: RefSeq, a predicted model, not a curated record